Molecule: messenger RNA, 1179 nt
Organism: Diatraea saccharalis (sugarcane borer)
Lineage: Eukaryota; Metazoa; Arthropoda; Insecta; Lepidoptera; Crambidae
Source: the annotation of a GenBank genome assembly
GGAAAAAGAGAGAAAGAGGAGAAUGCUCCUCUACUCGAGCGACUGAAAACCCUUGAGGGAAAUCUGGAAGGAAAAAUAAGCGGAGAAGCGGAAGAAAUUGGAAGGAACAUAAAAGAGAAAGCAGGAGAACUGAAGGAAGAAAUAAAAUCAAUAAAUAUAGGAAACCUACCCGCAACUUAUGCUGAAACAAUAAAGAAAAAGAAAACACAAAUUCCUGCCACCCUGCACUCAAUAGUUGUCUCAUCAGACGAACAAAUGGAUACAAGCGAAGACGUUAUCAAGAAAACGGAAGAAAUAUUAAAACCUAACAAUGGAGACCUAAAGAUUGAUAGGGUUAGAAAAAUAAAAGAUCAAAAGAUAAUUAUUGGAUGUAGCAACAAAGAAGAACUGGAAAAGGUGGAGGAAAGACUAAGGAAGAGUAGGAAUAUCAGAAUAGAGGCGGUAAAAAACAAAGACCCAUUAAUAUUAAUCAAGGAUGUUAAGUAUAAAAUGACGGAUGAUGAGUUAAUGGAAGCACUAAUUAAACAAAACUCCGAGCUCUUCCAACAAGAAAAUAAAAAAGAGGAUGUAAAAAUAAAAUAUAGACGCAGAGCGAAACAUCCCGAAAGAUGUCAUCUGAUUGUACAAGUCAAACCUAACACCUGGAACAGAACAACAACACGGGGACGAAUAUAUAUUGGAAUGGAGCGUUUAAAGGUUGAGGACCAAUCGCCUUUAAUACAGUGCACACGAUGUCUCCAGUUCGGACAUGGACGGAAAUUUUGUACAGAAAGUGCGGAUAGAUGCAGCCACUGCGGGGGACUCCACAUCCGAGCAGACUGCCCGGAUAAAGGGGAACCACCGAGGUGCUGCAACUGUGCGCACGCCGAACUGGAAGACAUCGAGCACAACGCGUUUAGCCGGGAAUGUAAAAUCAGAGACAAAUGGGACUAUCUCGCUCGAUCAACAACGGCCUAUACAUAAAACAAAAAUAGUACAAAAUAACGAAUACAUUACAAACAAAAAACAAAACAUAAAAACAAAACAGAAAUACAACACACAAAAACACAACCACAACACAUGCAAAAAGAACAUAAUAUUCUGGGGAAACAUCAUGAAAGAUGCAAGACCAGAAUACCAAAACAUUCUAACAGAACAAAACAUACACAAACAAAUAGAACAAACAAUACAUACAAAUAA